GGAAGGCCCGGAAAGCUCGCGAGUAGUGGAGGGAGCGGAGAGAAACAUAGAGCGCGGCUGUAUUUGAAUGGAGGGAAUUUCUGGUUGGAUUUGCAGAUAGGAGUGUGGGGGGGAUAUAAACAACUCUAGUGGCGCUAGAAAGCAGCCGUUUCUUCUUACUCGGAGAGAAAAUGAGCCGUCACGGUGCGGCAGAAGACGGCUUGAACCGACUUAAAAAUGUUUACAGGCCCAGAUACUUGUAUGGUGAUGGGUUACAGGAACCACAAAAAACAAGACCCGGCCAAAACAUCUUGUCUGCUAUAAAGAAUUGUUUCGAAGAUCCCAACAGUCAGGCAUAUUUUAAAAAGCCUGGAAACAUAAUACGCAUGGACAGUCUUUUAUCACUUGAAAGUGGAAGUACCAUGUUAGAUUCGGAAAGUGGAGAAGAAGAGGACACUGAGCAAACCACUCCUGGGGAUGAAGGGGCAGUUCUUCUUGAAAAAGCAGCAACUCCAACCGGAGCAGUUCGGAACCUUGCAAAAUCUUUGGAUCGGACUUACAUUCUUGAGCAAUCUGCUGUGCAAAAUCCUGCUAGCCCCACGAUAACACUUCCUACCAAAAAGAGGUUAAGUUUCAAAAAUUUUACAGAACCGGAAGCAAAUAAUAAAAGAAUGAGAAUGUCUGAAAAAGAUUUAAUCUGUUCUACCGAUGAAAAGGAAUCCGAAAUACAGCAUCAUGUUAUGGCUGUUGAGAAAAAAAACUUUGCUUCACCUCACAAAAAGAGGACAACAUUGACCGGAUUUCCUGAAAAACGGCCAUCAAAAGUUGUUCCCUAUCCACAAAAUUCUUUGUUUCAGCAACAGGAUGAAAUUGAGCAUGAUAAUGAGGAUGAGUUUAUGAUCGAUGAAGUGGACAGCUUUGUAGUGAAUUCCUGGAUUUCAAACCCAAAAAAAGCAAAGUCUGAUUUAAAAGGUUCAAUGUCCGCUCAUUCAAAGAAAUCACAGCAAGUAAAUGAAGAAGCCAAAAAUAUUCAAAGAGACAUAUGUGACAGAGCCCGUGUUGUAAACAAAGAACUUUCCUCAGAAAAGUUUUCUUCUUAUGGACAUAAUACAAACAUGUCACCAAAAAACAAAGGUGGUACUGGUAAAAAAAAUCUUGGACAGCGACUUUGUGAAAAUGAUCUUGAUUAUCUUUCAAGUGAAGUACAAAAUUUACAGCAAACCUUGUCAAACAGUCAAAUUGUCAUAAAUACACAAUCAGCUAGUGAAGCUGCUCUGGCAAGAAUUAGAGGAACAUCGGUGUACAUAGCCAGAGAGUUGCAGUCACCUAACCUGAAACAGAAACAUCAACCUGAGUCCAGUGAAGAAGUGCAGUUGCCAAAAACUAAAGUAACUUCUACAUCUAAAUCAGUAUAUAUACAGGAGAUAGACAUGGGAGGCCCAUUCCAAAAACAAAAGAAACAACCUGAUCCACAAAACAUGGAAUUGAUACAGUCUCUAAAAGAUGCAGCUGAUAUGGAAGAAGGAAAGAGAUAUGCAAAUGCUGAUAACCCUAAAGAAGAUCAAGCAGAAGCAUGUCUACCUGAAAAAUCUGGAAGCCUUGGUAAAUCAAAUGUCCGCACAGGUCUUUCUACUGGUAAAAAGAGCUUAACAAAGAAAACCAUGCAAUCUUCCGCCUUCAAACAAAAUGCUCACAAACCAGAAGUGCUGGAAAACACAGGGGAAACUGAGGGUUUUGCGACAUUAGGAAACUCUAAGAUAUUAGAAAAGCCAAAUCACCUUUUAGAAAUCAGAAAUCCUAGAAGUCCUGUUUAUUCCAUGUUUUUGCAAGCAGCAACACAAGGUCACGCUACAAGGUAUUCAGUUGUUCAAGAAGCACCAAUUUUUAAUAUUCCUCAUCAAGGUGAAGAGGAUGACAAUGAUUUUGUUUUUGAUGAGGCUGCUUUAUUAGAUUGUGAGCCACUGAUAUCUAUUCCCAGAAGGGGGAAACCCCUACCUUCAAAGAAAAUUAUUUGGUCUGAAAGGGAUACAGGAUCUCGGGUUUGUACAGAUUCUAUGCAAAAUGACACGGAGAAAGAUCAAAAUAAUGUCGGUGCCAAUGAACAAAAUCAGCAGGCCACUCCUAAAGAAAAGUCUACUAGGAAGAAUCCUGCAUUAUCUGAUAAAAACUUUACUUUGAAUAAAGAGAAACCGUUGGAUAAAGUGGAUAAUAGUAUUAAACUAAGCACGCAGAAAGGUAAAAAAUCUAAAUCUGCUUGUGUAGAUGGUCCCAGUGAGUUAGAUGAGCAUGAUAACAAUGCUCUGUCAGAUGAACCACAUUUAAAGAAAACCUCUUCAAAAAAGCAAAUCCUGUCCAAAACAAACAAGGGCAAACCUGUUAAAAAAGCUCAGAAGAAAAAACAAACUCGUUCAAAAGGUAAACCCACACCAUUAAACCGAAAUAAAAAUAAUGGUGGCCAGGAAGCAAUAAAUACUGGCACUGGAUUUUCAGACGAGGCCUGCACACCUGAUGGCAUCCAGAAACAAUCCAAAUCUGCACGAAUUUCAAUAUAUUCUAAAGUUGUGUCUCCUGCAAGAAGGAAUAUCUUUUCCUCUGACGAAAAUGAAAAUCCACAUGUGACUAAUCUACAAAUAGCUUCAUCUCCAUAUAAAAGAGUCAAGAAAAAGGACAUUGACAACUUUGAGUUUCCUGAGACUCUUUCAUCACAAGACUUAAAACAGGCACAUACUCCCAAUCAAAGGCUGCAAGCAAGUGCAGCAGAAAAAGUCACUAGUGCUAUAUGUGACCAACUGGAAACUGGUCGCACGCAAAGGAUCUCCCGACCACCCUCACAGUGGUGGAUUGUUUCACCCUCACAUACGAAUAAGACUGUUUUAGUUGAACCGGAGCUGCCUUCAAAAUCUCUCCAAAAGGAAAAUAAAAAUAAAUCAAAGAAAAAGAAGGGUACCAAGAAAGAGAAGAUCCCAGAUGCCAAUGAUGACAAAGGAAUUACUGUAACAAUCCCAAAUAAAAGAAAGACUCCGUUAAAGAAAGGUAAUAAAAAGCAACUGGAAGACAUUUCAAGUGCUGAUGAAGGCUGUGCUGAGAUGCCAGUCUCGGCUGCUGAUGUCAAAAACUCUGCUAGCUUGCCAAAUGUUCGUGACUUGGAAAUGCAGGAUUCUGAGAUGCAAAGGGGUUUUCAAAAAAUGCUUAAGCCUAUAAUUAAGAAAAAUAAGCGGAGGUCAAAAAAAUUGAUUUCAUCUGAAGAAUCUGAAAAAGAACUGGCUGAGUUGAGUGAAGAUGAUGGAUAUUUAGAUAAUGAGUGCAGUGUGCCCCAAGCACAAGAAUCUCGUAUGAGAUGCCAAAAAUUGAUAAAGCCCGACUGCCAGAAUCAGAAUUUUAUAGUUUCGGGAGCCACUUUACUAGAUGCAUCUGAUGAAAGUCCUUAUUUAAUAGAUGACGCACCUGAAAAUACUUCUGAAAGUGGCAGCGACUGUGCAACUUCUAGCAUUACAGUGGGCAAAACUCUUGUGUCUCCAAGAAAAGUUGCUCAGUUAGAAGAAAUUAAAAAUACUCCUCAAUUACUAAGCAGUGACAGUGAAGGAAACAACAAGCCUGAACCCAGGUCACAAAGAAAAUCCAGGGAAGACCUGUAUACAUCUACAGUUGGAAGUGGGCCUACUGUUCCACGCAUUGUCCGUUUAACUACUGCUAAUGAAAAACCAAUUACAUAUGAGCCAUAUACAUCUUCAUCAGGAUCUGACAAUGAAUAUGAGUAUGGGACACAGUUGCACAAAAUUAUUCCACCUUCCAAAACACCAAAUGUUCGUCGUUCUAAAAGAACAAGAGUCAAGCCCUUGGCAUACUGGAAAGGAGAACGUGUGAAUUAUAAGAUCAGACCCUCGGGAGGCUUUUUGGUUGAAGGGGUUGUACCUCCAGCAGAGGUUGAACCACCAAGGAAAGCUGUGGCAAAAAGACGCAUAUACAACAAACAAAAAGGACAUAUACCUACCUAUGUAGAACCUCUUACAGAAGAUUAUGUAGAACCUGCCAAAGUUCUUGAUGCGGAUACAGGAACAAUAACAACUAUUGACUGUGUCAGAACCAGUGAAAAUUGCUUAUACCAUGACCCGGAUCAACCCAUAUCCAUUUGCAAGAGUAUUCGCAACUCUGCUUUUUCUACUGGCAAACUAAAGAUUGGCCCUUUCCAAGAAAAGGGUUUGCAGUUUGUAUGUAUGGAUACAAUUGUAUUCUACAUAAUGACGGGUUCUGUGCAGUUAACACUUCAUUUGUCUACUUACAAUCUGAAAACAGGGGACUUUUUCUACAUACCACCUGGCAAUAUGUACAAUGUAAAGAAUUUGCUAAAUGAAGAUGCAGUUCUUAUUUUUACUCAAAUUAAAGGUGGAUCGUAACCUGUACAGCAAUGUGGUUGGAAAGGGAAGAAAAGACAACUUUAUUUAUAUUUUUUAUAUAUGUAUGUAUGUAAAAUUUGUAUAUGGUGUUAUGUACAGUUCUGUUUUUUCAAUAUCUCUUAAAAUAUAUAGACAACUUAUAUUAAA
This is a messenger RNA of Xenopus laevis (African clawed frog), 4520 nucleotides long. RefSeq names its product centromere protein C L homeolog (gene cenpc.L). The record is from RefSeq and is marked provisional. Lineage: Eukaryota; Metazoa; Chordata; Amphibia; Anura; Pipidae. Gene Ontology annotation, molecular function: centromeric DNA binding. Gene Ontology annotation, cellular component: kinetochore; condensed chromosome, centromeric region; pericentric heterochromatin. Gene Ontology annotation, biological process: kinetochore assembly; attachment of mitotic spindle microtubules to kinetochore; spindle attachment to meiosis I kinetochore.